Lathyrus oleraceus (garden pea) is the source of this 432-nucleotide messenger RNA. Its product is annotated as kinesin-like protein KIN-12C. The coding region runs from base 1 to 432 and encodes 143 amino acids. Lineage: Eukaryota; Viridiplantae; Streptophyta; Magnoliopsida; Fabales; Fabaceae. The transcript has 6 exons. Gene Ontology annotation, biological process: cytokinesis. The record is from RefSeq and is a predicted model, not a curated record.
AUGUAUUAUUGUGUGCAAAAUAGAGUUUUGUUCUCUCUCUUUUGCCCUCUGAAAUUUGCCCGGCGAGCCAAGCUCAUUCAAAACAAUGCAAAAGUGAAUGAAGAUGCUUCUGGUGACAUAAGUGCACUGCAGUGGCAAAUCCAACAGCUGAAGGGUCAACUAUCCUUUCUGACAAAGAAUAAAGUUUUUCCACCACUGGUAUCAAAUUUGGAGCCAAAUUCUGAUAGUUGUAGGUUGAGUGAAGCAUCAGAAGAACACGAUUCUAUGGGAGAAAGAACGACGGCAGAUGGCAAGCUGCAUACUCCAAACAAAGAGAUUAACCGCAUGCAAGCUGCUUUGGUUGGAGCCUUGAGGAGAGAAAAAAUGGCUGAGACUACAAUCCAAAAUUUAAACAUUGAAAUUGAUCGCAUGAAAUGCUUGGGGUUUCAAUGA